Messenger RNA from Oryza sativa Japonica Group (Japanese rice), 3996 nucleotides. The record is from RefSeq and is a predicted model, not a curated record. Lineage: Eukaryota; Viridiplantae; Streptophyta; Magnoliopsida; Poales; Poaceae.
UCCUCGUUCAUCCCCCACACUGCCCCACACAUCCAUCGCCGGAUUCGCCUCCGCCUCUCCCUUCCUCUCGUCGGCGGCAGCAAGCGGCGGCGGCGGCGGAGCUCCGGAUUCGAGGGGACCAAGCAUCGCCUGCAGAGGAAUCCGCCUGAAGGAUUGGACUUCGAUUCCGGGAGGAUCCCCGCCCGGAUCCGAAUUUUGGCCGACCGGGAUCCCCGUCUCCUCCGCCGAGAUGGGGAGCACCUCGUCGAUGCUGACGCAGUACGACAUCGAGGAGGUCCAGGACCACUGCGACCACGCCUUCUCGCAGCAGGAGAUCGUGUCGCUGUACCACCGGUUCUGCCAGCUCGACCGGAAUGGGGGCGGAUUCGUCUCCGCCGAGGAAUUCAUGACCGUCCCCGAGUUCGCCGUGAACCCUCUCUCUCAGAGGCUUCUGAGGAUGCUCGAUGGGCUGAACUUUAAGGAGUUCGUGGCGUUCUUAUCGGCGUUUAGUCCCCGCGCAAGCCUGCAGCAAAAAAUUGAAUGGUUUAUGACACUGACUGCAAUGGGAAGGUGGCAUUUGAUGAUAUCUUGAGCAUCUUGCGGGAUCUGUCUGGUUCUUUUAUGACUGAGCAGCAGAGGCAGAAAGUUUUGAUCCAUGUUUUAGAAGAAGCUGGCUAUACAAAAGAUUCAAAUUUUACUCUGCCAGACUUUAUGAAGAUUCUUGACAAUUCUGAUGUGAAGAUGGAGGUUGAAGUUCCUAUUGACUAAGUACUUGUGUCAUUGUUCUGUGCCCCGGCAUGUAUGUCAGCUUGAGAAGAUGGAUUAAUUAGACCCUACUAGUACUUUUUUUAUCAUGUAUUAAGCUGUAAUUAGUGAAACAUCUGUAUUUGAUCAUUUUCAGGCUUAAUUAACUUUUACCACCCGUGCAUCCUAUGACCUUUCAGGUACUGUUACCCUGUAAGGUCCCCUUCAUUUUUUCCUAACAUCUUUUCAUAUUGAAAACGUCUGUGAUAUUAUGGCUUAUUAAUCCUUUCUAGUACCUUCCAUUAUGAGUGAAAAAAAUGUUCUUUGUUCUCUCGCAUCGAGGAUAUCUGCAAAUUGGAGCAGGAACAAUUUGGGCUUGCUUGGAUCAUUGUCAAUCCAUGCCUUACCAAAAUAUUGGCAUGCUAAAUUUUUUUUGGUGGAGUAUGAUUGGUUGGUUUGUUGCCAAGUUGUUUGAGCUCAUGGUUCUCUUGCCAUUUUUUUUUGAUCCCCAGAGGCCCAGUUCAAAUGCACGUCUAGCUUCUCCAGCUACUAAUCUUCUGCAUGGCAAGUUUAGAGGCAGUAAUCCAAAAACAAGCCCUUUAUCUCGUCGUACAAUGGGCAAUGCAACAAUAUUCAUUUCUCUAGGUCAAUAUGGCUAACCAAAGGUGGCGACGUUAGCUUAAAUGUUAACUUGCUAGACUGAAAUAACAUGCCAGUAUGAUCAGCACUACUCCAUCCGUUUCAUAAUAUAAGUCAUUUUAGCAUUUCUCACAUUGAAAUGCUAGAAUGACUUACAUUGUGAAACGGAGGAAGUACCAAAAAGUCACUGAGGUACAAAACCAUGUUGGUCUAACGUGUUUCCGACAGGACAUGCUGCUCUGGCUUUUUAUCUGCCAUCCUCAUGUUUGUUGGUAUUCCAGGCAGACUGGUGAAGAGUAAAUAGGUUUGCUCAGCUCAGAUGACUCCAAAUUCACAUCCCAAAAAUAAGGAACACCUUCCUGUCUUUCUCCCUCUAAAGUUGAGGUCAUCAAUGUUUUCUCCUAUUAAUAGACGCUAAGCUGAUUACCUGCACUUCUCCCUAGCAGGGAGGAAGGAAUGGCAGAACCAUUGGAGAAUUGGAUCUUUGGCUCAUCGUUGGGGGGUUUCAAAUAUCGGUUCAAUAGAUGAAUUUAAUAGAUUCUAAGGCAAAUAGUAAACCAUAUACUAAUCAGAGCCUUUGAGAAAGAUGGCAGAAACUGAAGAUACUCAGUUACAAAAAGCAAUAUUCGCACAGUACAUUAUGAUGAAGAAGUUAUUCAUGGAGUUGGAAGAGGAGAGAGAAGCUUCAGCAACUUCUGCAAGUGCAGCCUUGUCAAUGAUUCGAAAGCUUCAGAAGGAGAAGGAGGAGCAGAGGAUGGAAGCAUGGCAGUACAAGAGGAUAGCUGAGGAAAAGAUUAGCCACAGUGACAAAGCACUGGAGAUUCUACAGGAAGUCCUUCAACAGAAGGAACUGGAGAAUUUUUAUCUGAGAAACCAAUUGCUGGUGUAUAAACACAAGCUAUUGGAUGUUGGUAUUGAUGAGUGUGAUAUUGCAGACGAGACGAUAACUAACAAUAUACCAUUAUUUGAAAGCAAAACCGUGGAGAAUCUUUGUCGUAGCAUCAAAAGGAAUUUCUCUCUGCCAACUUUGCAGAUGAAGAAACUUUUUGCCGAAAAGGACACCGACAGAAAUGUUGAAUCAACAAAGAGCAGAUUAGGUGGCUUUGUUUGUAAUUUGAGUGAAGAUGAAUUGAAGCAUAUUUCUGGAAAUGCUAGUGACUUCAAGGCUCUAGAGGUUCAGAAAAGCUUGCUGACAGAUGGGGAUGCCACAGAAGAACAUGGAGAAGAACCAAAUCCUCCAAGCAGUGAUCUUUCUCAACAACCUCAUCUCUUGGAAGAGUCAAGUUGUUCCUCCUCGUUGUUGAGUAAUCAUAGAGAUACAUCCAGUGAAAGAGCAAUACAGGUUGGGGAAAAUGCGGAAGAUACACGACAUGGUGAUCAACUCAAGCAGUCACAUUCAGGCAUUGGAAAGGAAGAAGUACAAUCACAUCCCUUGGAAGAGUCAUCAAGUUGUUCCUCGUUCUCCACAUCGAGUAAUCACAGAGAUAUAUGCAGUGAAAGAGAAAUACAGGUUGGAAGAAACGCAGAGGAUGCACCACAUGGUGAUCAAACCAAAGAGUCACAUUCAGGCAUUGAAGCGGAAGAGGUUGCAGUUCAUCCUAUAAGUGACAUCGUUGACACAAUCAAGAUUCAAGAAAGAAGCCAAGGAGUAGAAGAAUCCUCAUGCACUGCAAAUGAAAUCAUCACAAAGGAGUCAGAACUUUCUCCCAAGGACGUUCCGAAAGAGCGGCGGCCUCAGGCUCUAUCCAAGUUAUCUGCAACAAGAAAAGUUGGCUCCAUGAACAACCUCUACAGGAAUGUCCAUGUAAUCACCGAUAAGAGUUCGACGCCACGAGGAAAGAAUUCAACGCCACGAGCUGGCACUGAGAGGACCAGAUCAAGGCUGAAGCGGGUGCAGAGCGAGAAGAUGGUUGAGAUGAAUGACACCAGGAAAAACAAGGAGCAGAUCAUAAUGCUCAAGGAGGUGUACGAGCAGCUUAACAUGAUAGAAUCGCACAUGAGGCCUUCGACUUCACAGGAGACCCCUCGGAAUGACCAAUCCUUGGAAUCUGUCUUGGAGGCGGCUCUGUCCUUCUCCUUAUAGCUAGACCCUUGUGGCCUCUACUCUACCAUCUGAACUUCUGAAGCAUAUAUUCAGAGGCCACCUCCAGUUUUGAGGCGGCCAUCUAUCAGGAACAUCUCUUCCAUGAAUACCCAACAAGGGGAAAUGCAUAGAGUUUUUAUAUGCAGUGUAAAACUGCAAACUCCCAUGGUGGCGUUCUUUGAGAAGUCUCAUACACACACUCAUCUAUCAAGGCCUCCUUCGAGCGGAGGAUUUUCGAAGAAAUUCUGCAGGAAUUGAACUAAUUCCUGUAAAAUUCUGUGAAGUUUUCGCGUUCGGGAGUCCAAAUAGAAAGAAAUCUAGGUGUUGGGUCUGUGGGCUGUGGCCUGACGCCCCACUUCGGCAACCAGGCAUCCGUUGUAGCAACGUUCUUUUCACAGUGGCAGCGGCCAAUGCAGCCGUUAUGUUACUUGUGUGAGAAAGUUUUACGGUUCUACAGAGACAAUUUUUUUUACCUUAUCACACUAAAUAUAGUUAAUGCCAUUUCUCUCUUCUCUCGUUGAGCUAUAUCAUCUUAAUUAUUUAUGGUCUAA